This is a messenger RNA of Dimorphilus gyrociliatus, 2718 nucleotides long. NCBI's taxonomy places the organism in Eukaryota, Metazoa, Annelida, Polychaeta, Dinophilidae. The record is from the annotation of a GenBank genome assembly.
AUAUUGAUUCGGCUCGGCAGCUAGAGAGAAAAAAGAACAAGCGGUAGACUCAACGUUGCGGUUGUAGUUUUCGAAUGAUUCACUGCAAAAUCUUUUUAAUCGGAUGCGUUCUGCAGAGAACUUAGCUAUACCUUUCGAUGGCUAGGUUAUUUAAUCAUAACUUGGAUUUGAGGAGCAACAAAUCGAACGACGACUCACUACAGAUUUAGCUACCGAAAGAUUAAGGGCUUCUUUCAUCUAUACAAACGGUAACGACGAGGAAAACUGUAGAGCAGAGGCUGAAUUGGACGCUGUCUUAGAUUUACUAAAUUCCCUAGGUAAAGAUAUAGAUAGAGAGUGUGAAAAGUCAGCGAUGAUUCGUAAAUUUUCCGUGCCUCCUGAGUCAUCGAUGAAAAAAAAUUCCUCUGAUAACUCAUUAAAUAAACAUAGACGGGGUUCCCUUCCGAAAGUUCCGCAGCCUCCUCUACCUCCGGAUAAUUUUGUUGCUCCACAUUGUGAAGCCGAUAUGGACUCCGCCUAUUCCGAAACUAUGUCUCUUCAAAGUAUGCCUAAUUCCGACAGUCGUUUAUCUGUUACGACUGCAAUCAGCCGACACAGUAGCUCGUCUUCGAGCAGUGGCGGUUCUCGCGGGGUUCCAAAUCAGCACUUAAAUCAAAUUCAGGCCGAAGAGGCCGCAAGGGUAAAAGCUGACAAGCUUCGCAUGGCUAUACAAAAGAUAAAAGAUGCUAAUAUUCGUAAAUUAUUCCUUCGCAUAUUCACUGCUGAUGGUUGCUCCAAGAGUCUCUUUCUAGAUGAAAGCAUGACCGUUCGGGACGUGGUUGAUGUAUUAGUUACUAAAAACCAUUGUAGACCUACCCCUAGCUGGGCUCUCGUCGAACAAAUACCCGAAUUACACAUGGAGCGUUUAUUAGAGGAUCAUGAGAGACUGGUAAGCGUCUGUCUCGAUUGGCCAAAUGAUAAGGAUAACAGUAACAGAAUUUUAUUUGUAAGAAGACCUGAUAAGUACGAUUUAUUCGCUAAUCCUCACGAUUAUCUUAUGACGAACGACGUCUGCUCUGUCCGACAAUUGGAGGCAGCUGAUAGAGAAUUACUAGUUACAGAAUGUUUUGCUGAUAAUGUUAUACGGGUACCGCAGCUAGAACAUUGUUUAUGGUUGAAGAUUGAAGGAAAGAAAAGUUGGAAGAAGCACGUAUGUUUGCUAAGGCCAGAUGGGAUUUAUCUUGUAAAAGGAAGGUGUAAAAGUGGACAUAUCGAGCUAAUGCCGUAUGCAUCUUUGGCAAAUGUUGAAGUAUACACGGCAAUUGAUUGGAAAAAACGUUUAAAGUCGCCGACCGAGUUCGGGUUUGCCUUAAAGCCAAGUCAUGUUCAUUCAAAAAAUUUGUCAAAGUAUGUUAGAUAUUUAUGCGCAGAAUCUAAAAAGGUUGCUAUGCAUUGGUUAAUGGCAAUUAGAUUGGCAAAAGUCGGCCAUCAACUGCAUGAAAAUUUUGAGUCGGCUAAAGCUAGCGUUGCGGCCUGCAGUAGAACUAACUCUUUCUGCAACGGUUGUCUAUCACCGCAGAGUGGCUUGGCGCCACCUGUAGGCCAUCGUCGAGUUCCCAGUGGUGAUUCUGGAAUAUGCGAGGAAAGAAAGCUAAGGAGAGAGGAAUACUUUCCGGAAAUUCCGUCGGCAGAAUCACUGGAAGCUUUAAACCAAAUCUGCAGAACAACAAGUUCUCUUUCAAUAUCGUCCGAUGUAACCCUGCCACCACCUCCCAAGAGUAACCCAUCGUCACCUGUCGUUAGUAGACCUACUCACAGACGUAACGCAAGUGCUGGAGAAAUAUUGGAUACGAUCGAUCUUCCCCCACCCCCUACAGAACUUCUAAUGAAUGAACCGGAAAUCGAAAAUCCUUAUGCCUCUCCCAAACGUUCCUGCCAACAUCCGCCAGUUGUUCCAAUCCGUAAUCGUUCAACUCAACUGAGCUUCCGACACAAGAUGGAGACAAAUUUUUAAGAAAACACUUAAAACAAAACAAAACAAAACAACCAAAAACAUUUUCAUUACCCGAAACAAAAACUUAAGAAAGAAAGCAUAACCCUCUUAUACUUCUUUUUCCAGUAUUGAUCGUAGUGGACAUUUCUCCGUAGAAGAAAUUUAGCUUAAAAAACACUAUUAAAGCAUAAAAAAAAUAGUAAAAAGCGUAAAACAAACAAAACAAACUAUCCAAAAAUAACAAACAAAUAAGAGAGAAAGCAAUCUUUUUGGAUGCAGCUAGGAGAAAGAAUAGGGAACAUUUUCUUCCCUUUUUUUUACUAAACACUUAAACUAUCACCUUCUCUCCCUUCUUCUCCUUCUCCUCCCAACAAAAAAAAAAGUUUUUUCUUUUGCAGUGCCAUAUUUUAUCAGAAAAAAAUGAGAAGAUUCUCUUUUUAUUAUUCAUUAAUAAGGAAAGAUGAAGAAAUCACAUGUGCAGUCUUUUAAAAAAAAAGCUCUUGUUCGUAGUGAAAAAUUUUACAUUUCUUUCUUUUUCUUUUUUUUUUUAGAGAAAAAAGUAAAAGAAGUAUUUCUACUCUUUAUAAGUUUAUUCAUCUCAUCUUUAUCAGACUAUACGUGUAUACAAAUAUCGAUCAGAAUAUAAACAACCACAGUAAUACUAUCAGUAUAUUAUAACUUUAUCUGUAAUUGAUUAUUCCUUCCUCUUAAAGAUUAUAGUCUCGUCAAUAAUAUUUCAUAAUAAA